Messenger RNA from Ectocarpus sp. CCAP 1310/34, 1039 nucleotides. The record is from the annotation of a GenBank genome assembly. Lineage: Eukaryota; Phaeophyceae; Ectocarpales; Ectocarpaceae.
AUGGCCGUACUCUCUGCUUCUGCUUCCCUCGCGCGCUGGCGCUUCGCGGACGCUUCCGCCUCCUGCCUGUGCCAUUUCCUCAUGAACCAUGCCGCCCCGUCCUCGACCUUGUUGCACCACACCUCCGGGUCCUUGGCGCUCUCUUUCAACUUCCCCCCUUCCUUUUCGUCUCCCAUGUUGAAGGCCACGAGGUCCUCUCCUAGACGAGACACCCAGUCGCUCUCCUGCCCGCCCCGGUAUCCCACGCCCCCCGCCAUCGCUCCUAACAGCAUGCGCUUGGGGAGGCGGUUGUCCUCCAUGCGCAUAACAAAGCCCGCGAAACACAGUCUCCGUUUGCGCACGGUGGCCUCGAUGGUUUCCUCGCAGCCUGCCUGGAUGAGGGCCUGGGCAUAGGACAGGGGGCGGUCUGAGCGUUUGCGCUUGUUCCAGCCGAUGCACCGUGCAAGAAACUGGCGGUGGGUCCCAUUGAGCUUCGUGUAGUGCUCCGCUGUUAGGCUCCACGAGGCGCACCCAUAUGUUCCGGCGGUAGCACUUCCACGCUCGGCAGCUGCGGCUCGUGAUCUCCCGGUCGGCCUUCCCGUCCGCGGAGAUGGCGAGACUGUAGUCGUUUUAUUGUUCCGAACCCCGAAAUCCCGGUACUCGGGCAAUUACCCCGGAGACCCUCGGAACCUGCUGGUGUUGUUGUUGUUUCUCACAUCAGCUCUAUGUUGUUGUUGUUGUUGUCUUCACAUUAGUCUAAACCGUAUGUCAGUUGCUAAAUGCCAAAAUCUAGCAAAAGACUCUCAGCCCGUGGUCACGAAAGUGCUAGAGCCAUCUGAGGAUCUAAAGAACACGACGACAUAAAAAAGCGAGGAAAAGGUAUCCAAGAGCCCGAAGAGGUACACCUCAAAAUCCCUGCAGCACCGUAUGCGUGCCCAAAAACUGAACUGCACGUCCGUCCCACCGUUCGACUACAGUAGCAUCACCCCCUCCCUGUCCCACUCUAUACCAAAACGGAAGAUUGCCGACUACAGCAUAAUGCUGUCUGAAGUGCUGUCUG